AGUGCGAGUUGCUGCAAGGCACAGUUUUUGUGUGUGUGUGAAGCUCUAGGAGAGAAAAAGCGAAAGCCAAAACAGGACAGCCUGCAAGGAAGGACGGGGGUUUUGUAAAUAAUGGCGAACACGUACAGAGGAUUAGGCAAGAUUGGUCUGCAAGAUGAAGAGGAAUUUGUGGACAUACUGGAGGACAAGCGGCACUGCAGUGACUUGAGCUUUGCCUUCAGGACCUUUAGCCCCCCACCGCACAAAGGAGCGGCGCCCUGCUCCGCAGCUGAGCUCAACAAAGCCGUGCUGGAGUCUCAGUAUCUGCGCUAUGUGAUCCAAGAGGUUGCUGUGGAGACGGGGUCAUCUGUGGAGGAAGUGAGAGGCGAAGUACGCAGGACUUUGGGGGAAAUGUCUCAAAACCUGCAGCUGAGGUUCAUCCGACUGAUGGCGUUCACGUUCAGGAAGGUGUUCAAGAGACUCUUCAGUGCCAUCUACGUCAACGUCGAAGGACUCAACGCGCUCCAGCAAGCCGCUCAGGAGGGUCCUGUGAUCCUGAUGCCCAAUCACAGGAGUUAUGUGGACUUCCUGGUUGUCUCCUACAUCAUGUUCAGCUACGACAUACCACUUCCCGUAAUUGCUGCAGGAAUUCCUCUCGCAGGGAUGAAGAUAGUGGGAGAGAUACUGCGUGGCUCUGGGGCUUUCUUUAUCCGCCGUGCCAUUGGCUCUGACAAACUCUACUGGGCUGUGCUGUCAGAAUAUGUUCGGACAAUUGUCAGAAAAGGAUUUGCUCCUCUGGAGUUUUUCGUGGAAGGUCUCAGGAGUCGAACGCUGAAGUCCCUCCCACCGAAGUUAGGUAUGAUGCACAUGAUCCUGGAGCCCUUCUUUAAAGGCGAGGUGUUCGACGUCACCCUGCUGCCCAUCAGUAUCAGCUACGACCGGGUGCUGGAGGAGUCGCUGCUCGCGCACGAGUUACUGGGCGUCCCCAAACCCAGAGAGAGCACCGCGGGCCUGCUGAAGGCCAGCAAAGUUCUGCAGGAGAAUUACGGCUGCAUGCAUGUGAACUUUGGCCGUCCCCUGUCUGUCCGCCGGCUGUGUGAGGGAAAGAUAAACCGCUGCCAGUACAAUCAUAUGCCUAGGGAUCUUCCCCAGAAGCCCAACGCAGAAGCCCAAGCCUGCGGGAGCUGGCUGGCUCACCUGAUGGUCCGGGUCCAGGAGGAGGGCUCUCUGACCAGCCCCUGGUCUCUGAUGGCCUGCGUGUUGCUCCAGGUCCCCACCGCGGCCUUGACAGAAGAGGGCCUGCUGUUUCAUCAGCUCACGGAGCAAACCCUCUGGCUCAGGAAGCUGGCCCUGGACUUUGGGGCUCAUCUUAGCUGGCCUGGUGGGUGUGCAAUGGAAAAGGCCUCCGAUCCGGACGUGAUGUCUUCCGCCGUGGCUCUCCACCGGUCCGUCGUCUACCGUAAAGCGGGCCGCGUCUACCUGCUCUUGGCGGACGAGCCCGAGCGGAAACAUCCGCCGAGUCCAGAGGAGGACACGAUGAGGACAGCGGCUGCGGUCCUGAUGUUGGCUUCAUACCGCAAUCAGAGCCUGCAUGUCUUUGUGCGCCCCGCGCUUCUUGCUUUGGCCAUGAGCGUCACGAAAAGCACACAGAGAGACGAGCUCCUCACAUGCUUCUGCUUCCUGCAAGACGUUUUCGGCAACGAAUUUAUUUUCAUCCCCGGCAGAUCUUCUGAGGACUUUGAAGAGGCCUGCUCUCUGCUGAAGAAAUGUAAAGCACUUCAUGUCAGUCAAAGGGAAGUGACGGUUUCAGACGCAGGGCCGGAGGUGUUGCCGUUCCUGCAGGAGCUGCUCAGGCCCUUCGUAGACUCCUAUCAGCUGAUGUUCAGAUUCCUCUGUGAGGAGAGCGAUUGUGUAUUCACUGAGAAAGAGUUCCUGCCGGCCGUGCGAGCCUUCGCUACGAAGCUCGUCGUCUCAGGGGAACUCCCCACCUACGAAGCCCUUUCGUCGGACGUGCAGAAAAACGUUUUGUCGGCCCUGCUUAGGCUGGGGGCUGUCACAAAGAUAAAGACAUCUGAGAACAAUCAAUAUAAAGUGAACAAAACGGCUGUGAGAAGAACUGGAGACAUGCUUGCUGGAAGAAUACCUCCCCAGAUUACCCAGGCUGCACCUGAUGCCAGGCUGUAACCUCAGCCGGAGCACAUCCAUUCUCUCCGGUUCUCUCCAACGGGGCUCUCUCUCUUUCACCCCACCCCCCCACCCCCCCCACACACACACACACACACACACUACAUAUUUUCAUGCCUUUUAUAUUUUCAUGCCUUUCUGCCAAAGCCUUAAGUGGAAAAAAUAAGUCCUUCUGCGACACUGACAUGAAAAACAUGAUUAAAUCAGUUUUUAAUAUUUAUUAAUCAUCAAACAUUGAUAUAUUGUAUGAGGUUUUAUUAUUUAAAAGGUUAAUCUUUUUUUCUUUAAAUUAUUUGCCGCCUUUUAUUAACGAUUCUCAUGCAAACAUUAACAAAACAUUGAUCAUUUAGAAGCCAUAUCGUUCUGUGAUACAGCUUAGUGAAUGUAAAAAUGUAUGAUAAUCCUAUAAUAUUUUUUUGUCAUAAAUAUUUUUUUAAACUGAUUCAAUUCUAUGCUUGUUAUAUAUUCAAUUAUAUUUGACAGAAAGGGAAUCAAUGGUAUGAUUAACAUGUAUUCUCAACUUUUAACUGUGUGUUUUCAAGGCACUUUAAAUUAAACCUGACUAAGAAGCAAAUAAACCCAGUUAAUGUUAUUAAACUGAGUGAAAAUAUUUUAAAUGUAUCAUUUAGCAGUAUUUUUUUUAGUUACUAAUAAAUCAAAACUGUUGACAUUAACCCAGCCUGAUAAAUGAGUAUAAAUGUCUGCUGUC
Fundulus heteroclitus (mummichog) is the source of this 2872-nucleotide messenger RNA. RefSeq names its product dihydroxyacetone phosphate acyltransferase (gene gnpat2). The transcript is spliced from 16 exons. Gene Ontology annotation, molecular function: glycerone-phosphate O-acyltransferase activity. Gene Ontology annotation, biological process: ether lipid biosynthetic process. Lineage: Eukaryota; Metazoa; Chordata; Actinopteri; Cyprinodontiformes; Fundulidae. The record is from RefSeq and is a predicted model, not a curated record. Gene Ontology annotation, cellular component: mitochondrial membrane; peroxisomal membrane. Bases 112 to 2163 code for a protein of 683 amino acids.